Messenger RNA from Bathycoccus prasinos, 423 nucleotides. RefSeq lists its product with no specific name. The transcript has a single exon. The coding region runs from base 1 to 423 and encodes 140 amino acids. Gene Ontology annotation, biological process: retrograde transport, endosome to Golgi; endoplasmic reticulum to Golgi vesicle-mediated transport. The record is from RefSeq and is a predicted model, not a curated record. Lineage: Eukaryota; Viridiplantae; Chlorophyta; Mamiellophyceae; Mamiellales; Bathycoccaceae.
AUGAUAAUACUCGUAAUAAUAAUAGAAAUUGGCAUCGGACUGAUUGCAUUCGGAUGCGGUUUUACCACCCUUGGCGUCUUUCUCUUCUUCGACCGAGCUUUAUUAGCCAUGGGCAACCUCAUGUUCCUCUCUGGAGUGACCACGACGAUCGGCCCGAGAGCGACGAUGAAAUUUUUCAUCAAACCUCGAAAUCAGAGAGGCGCGUUUUGUUUCAUACUCGGAUUACUGUUAGUGUUGAUGAAAUGGGCGGUAGUUGGGAUGAUUAUAGAGUGUUACGGGUUCUUCGCGUUGUUCGCUGGAUUUUUUCCAACCGUCCUUUUGUUCUUGCAACGCGUGCCAGUGUUGGGGACGAUGUUGCGGUUUCCCGGGGUGAAUCAGUUCGUGAAGAAAAUAGUGAAGAAGGGGCAACGGUUACCCGUCUGA